Molecule: messenger RNA, 1476 nt
Organism: Jaculus jaculus (lesser Egyptian jerboa)
Lineage: Eukaryota; Metazoa; Chordata; Mammalia; Rodentia; Dipodidae
Product: odontogenic ameloblast-associated protein
Exons: 16
Coding region: 1-1476 (491 amino acids)
Source: RefSeq, a predicted model, not a curated record
AUGAGACCCGUAAUUCUUCUUGGGCUCUUGGGAGCUACGUUGUCAGCCCCGCUAAUUCCACGGCGCUUUAUAUCUGCUAGUCACAGCAAUGAGUUACUUCUGAAUCUUAACAAUGGACAGCUUCUGCCACUUCAGUUCCAGGGCCCAUUUAGCUCGUGGAUCCCUCCCUUCCCCGGCCUCCUCCAGCAGCAGGCUCAGAUUCCCGCACUCCCACAGCUCUCCUUGCCAACUCUGGACCAGUUUGCUCGGCUGUUCCCAAAUCAGCUACCUUUCCCAACGCAAGCAGGUGCUGCCCAAGGGGGGCAGACUGGACAACUUGAGCCCCCACAGCCCCAAACACCACCACAGACCCAGCAGGUUGCUGAUCGUAUGGUGUCCUACGCAAUCCCCUUCAUGAUGCCUCAAGAUCAAACACAGAUGCUGCAGUACUACCCCAUCAUGCUCCUGCCGUGGGAACAAUCCCAACAGACAGUCACGCUGUCACCCCCACAAACAGGGCCACAGCAGUAUGAGGAGCAGGUGCCAUUCUAUACUCACUUUGGAUAUAUCCCACAGCAGGCAGAACCUGGUGUACCAGGAGGACAGCAACAAUUUGCUUUUGAUCCCCUCAUCGGAACAGCUCCUGAAACUGUUAUGAUACCAGCAGAAGGAGUGCCUCCAUACUUACAGAAAGAUGUGGUGAACUUCAGGCAAGGCAAUGCAGGAGUUUUCAUGCCUCCAACUUCACCCAAACCCAACGCAGCUGAGAUUUUCACCCCUGCUAUAGACCCAACCAUUGCUCCAGUGCUUCCGGAAGAGAAGGUGUUGGACGCUGGUACAGUAGGACAUAAACUGAGGCUUUUAGAACCUCGAGUUCAUUAUAUCGACUUGCAUAAGCCUCAAGGCCCUGCACAGAUGAAGCUUCUCCUCCUGCUCGCUGCCGUCUUGGUGGUGGCCGUGGCUUUGCCGGUCUCUCAAGAUGAGGAACGAGAAAAACGAAGUGUCAGUGAUAGUGAUGAAAUACGCUCCCGGUUUUUCGCUCCCCCGUAUGGAUAUCCAUUUAGCCCGUAUCCACCAUUCCCCAAUCAAGGCUAUCCAUGGUUCAGAUAUUACUUUUAUCCUUUCCCCUUCCCUGCGGCUCCUCCUAACCCCACUCCUCCUCUAACUAUCAGGAAAUUAGAAAAAGUCUCUUUGAAAAAGAUUGUUUCCACCAGUGCAAGGUCGGCCUUGUUCACAGUGAAGGCCCUCAGUGUCCGUGUGCAGAUGCGGCCCCCACCCAUGCAUAAAGUGGCUCAACAUCAAGACCAGCCAAAGGAACUACUUGAUUCAGAUUUAUCAGUGUCAGCAAGGAAGACAAACCACAACGCCUACGGCUGCCUUAAGGACGCUGUGGGCAGACGUACUAGGAAGCCCUCCGGGCUCUUCCCGCCGCCCAGGGACGCUCCAGAUGAAGACUCUGCGUCCGGGAAGAAUGCAGCGCGGGGCCAGGGCUUCUGA